CAUAACAACCUUUCUUCUUGGUUUCCAACUUUGAAGUAAAAAAAGAGUUCUUGUGCACUUUUAUUUAAACUACAGUUUCUAAACAUAUCCAACACACAAAAAUAAGCUAUGAAAGGUUCAUAUUCCAUCAAUAAAUCUCUAGCAAAUAAUGUUCUCCUGAUAAUACUUCUCUUCACUUCCAUCAUCACUUUAGUUUCCGCCAUUGAAAAAACAAGCACCGAAUUCAUUAGAACGUCGUGCAAAAAAACAACAUACCCUACACUCUGCUUCAACUCGUUGUCAACACGAGCAGGUGCAAUCCAAACAAGCCCAAAGCUACUAGCCCAAACAGCAUUAUCAGUGUCCCUUGACACUACUCUCUCCACAUCUUCAUCAAUGGUUAAAUUGUCACAAGUCCAUGGCAUGACUCCGAUAGAGGUUUCUGCCAUGAAAGACUGCAUUGAGUUGUUGAGUGAUUCUGUGUAUGAAUUGAAAAGGUCAAUUGAGGAGAUGAACCGGCCGGGUUCCAAAGAUCAUAAGUUAAUAAUGAGCGAUAUACAAACGUGGGUUAGUUCUGCUAUGACAGAUGAAGACACGUGCUCUGAAGGUUUUGUGAAUGACCCGAAAAUGAAAAAUGUGGUGAGAGGAAAGAUUGUGAAUGUUGCGCAUAUAACUAGCAAUGCUUUGGCUUUGAUCAAUAGUUACGCUUCUCUACACGAAUAGUUCAUUUCAAAUAUUAGAAAUGCUUUAAUCAGUUUGUAGAAUAUGAAUAUCAUAUAGCAAGGCAGCUGAAUGCAAAUUUAUAGCUGCAAAUUUUCUAGCACUUAUGCAAAACUCAACUCAAUAUGUGCGAGCUAGCAUGAAAAUGUGAUUUCUAAUUAUGGUUCUGUUAUAGCAAAGUGUAAUGUAUUGAAACUGUUACUGCAAUAGCAAAUACAAUUUACAUUAAUGCUUUACCCCA
Erigeron canadensis is the source of this 940-nucleotide messenger RNA. Its product is annotated as 21 kDa protein-like. Gene Ontology annotation, biological process: negative regulation of catalytic activity. The transcript has a single exon. The record is from RefSeq and is a predicted model, not a curated record. The coding region runs from base 109 to 702 and encodes 197 amino acids. Gene Ontology annotation, molecular function: enzyme inhibitor activity. NCBI's taxonomy places the organism in Eukaryota, Viridiplantae, Streptophyta, Magnoliopsida, Asterales, Asteraceae.